CAUCAAUAGACUCGAGAGGUUUAUCGCGUCUCGCCAUCAUAAACACUCGACAUCUUUCAGUAUCGACUGUGAAUGUUUACUGCGCCUUCUGGUUAAGAGACUGGAGUUUUCUUUCAUUGCCAGCGCCUUCCCUUUCAUCGCCUCUUAGUGCAUCCUUCAGCGGGUCAGGUAUCAGGACACUAAAAGAUCAGCUUAGAGCAAGAGCGGAGACUCGACACUUCUCUCCUCGCGCAGCAGAGAUGGACGUGAGUGUCUGGUCUGUAAACUAUGGAGUCAAGAAGGUAAACAAAGCCGUGUCGUCUAGCGUGGGCGGCGCGAGGAAUGCCUUGUCUGGGGUGGACGUGGCUGCCUACCUCGCGGGCGGGCGCACCAGGGACCGGGAACACGACCCUUACGCCGAACACGCCUUCAAUGCUCGUGUGGCGAAUUCCCUGCAGCCUGACCGACCUAUUCCUGACACGCGGCAUCCCCGGUGUCGCGGUCUGGACUACGAGGAGGAGGAGCUCAACACACUCUCCGUGGUGGUGACCUUCCACAACGAGGCGCGAUCUACCCUCCUCAGAACCCUCGUCAGCAUCCUGAACCGCACUCCGCAAGACCUCCUCGAGGAUAUCGUGGUGGUAGACGACGCCAGUGACGACCCCUCCGAUGGACUGCUGCUGGCGGGACUCCCCAAGGUGCGCCUCGUCAGAAAUGAGCAAAGGCAAGGACUGGCGCGGUCGAGAGUGAGGGGAGCUGAUUCUUCGCGUGGGGAGGCAAUAUUCUUCCUGGAUUCUCACUGCGAGGUCAACCAGGGAUGGGCCGCGCCUCUCCUAGACACUUUACGCCAGAAUCCUCGGAGUCUCGUGUGUCCAGUGAUUGACGUGAUAGACCAGGACACUUUCGACUACCGCGCUUCAGGCUCAGUGCUCAAGGGAGGAUUUGAUUGGGGUCUUCACUUCCGCUGGGUGCCACUGACGGAGGAGGAGGCAGCUGCGAGAACCGACCCUACCUCCGUGUACAGGUCACCAGUGGUCGCCGGGGGCCUGUUCCUCAUCUCGCGGGAGUGGUGGGAGGACCUGGGGAAGUACGAUCCGGGCCUGGAGAUAUGGGGGGCAGAAAAUUUAGAGAUGUCCCUGAAGGCGUGGCAGUGCGGUGGCUCGGUGGAGGUGGCGCCCUGCAGCAGAGUCGGCCACGUGUUCCGCCGCCGCCACCCUUACACCUUCCCCGACGGGAAUGCCAACACCUACCUCAGAAACUCAAGGCGCGUGGCGGAGGUGUGGCUGGACGAGUUUUCUCACUUCUUUUACGAGACGAGACCCAGCGCCGUACAGCAGAACUACGGAGACGUGAGCGGCAGGAAGGCAUUACGGGAGCGGCUCGGGUGUCAGGGCUUCAGUUGGUACCUCAAAAACGUCUACCCGGACCUGGGCGCGCCUUCCAAACACGACUUAGCGUAUGGGCAACUCCAGCAGGGUAACUUGUGUCUACAGGGCGCUGAACCUCCAAAAGCAUACAAGAAGGCGCAGAAGAGACCACACCAGGGAGACAAGCAGGCAGGGCACAGCGGGGGCGAGGCAACGGCGGCGGCAGCGGCGACGGUGACGGUGCAGGAGUGUACGUCGAGCGAGGGGGCGGGACAGCGGUGGGGACUUACGCAGGAGGGCUCAGUCACUCAAGGGGAACGAUGCCUCACUGUUCUCACCUCCGACAAACGAGUGUUGCUCUACCCUUGCGCGGCUGGACCCAGGCAGAGGUGGCAGCGUCAGGGUCGGCGGCUGCAGCACAUCGCCUCUGGUCUUUGCCUUGACUCCACCAACGCCCCGGACGCCCAAGCCCUGCCGUGCCGCGAUGCCCUCUAUUCACAACAGUGGGACUUCUCCGUGGAGCUUCAGGCACUUCCCACCCUCUAGAGCCGCCUUCCAACUCCUCACACUGCCAAACAAGCUCUUCCCGCAACCACUUCCAACUUUUAACACGUUUUCCAUGCCUGUCAAGCUCUCACACUGCCCAACAAGCUCUUCCCGUAACUACUUUCAACUUUUCACAUGUUUUCUGUCUGUCAAGCUCUCACACUGCCCAACAAGCUCUUCCCGUAACCACUUCCAAAUUUUAACACGUUUUCUAUGCCUUCCAACCUCUCACACUGCCAAACAAGCUCUUCCCGUAACCAAUUUCAACUUUUUCACACGUUUUCUAUGCCUUCCAACCCCUCACACUGUCAAACCAGCGCCUUUCAUAGCCACUUUCAACUUUUCACCCACACGGUUUUCUAUGUCGCAGUUUCUCAAGUCGUUUUGUAGUCCGGGAAGGAGACAAUUAAUCUACUGUUUUGUUUUUCUCUGGGUGUCCGAGCAAAUGGUUCCUUACUGUUUUAACUUUGGAUGUUAGCAAAAAAGAUGACCAGGUUAAAUAGUGAAGGGGUUUUAAAUUGUCAUUUUCCUGUAUAUGUAGUCACUCGGCACCUUACAUUUACUUACAUUCCAUCUCCAUCCCUUAAUUCUCUUAUUUUUACAAACACGACUAGUUUUCUUUUCUUUUUCUCUUCCUGCUCUUGACUAAUACUUUUUUGUCUAUUGUAUCUCUUUACGUCACCCUAGCAGCACCCUACAUUUCACAUCAUUCCAUCUCAUUAAUUGUCUUCAUUAUCUUACAAACGUGACUCAUUUUUCAUCUUAUUCUUCCUUAUUCUGAGUCUUGCUCCUUACUUUUUUUCAUCGCAGUUGCUCAUUACACACAUUUGAUCCCCUCUAUUCACUUUCUGUCUACUCUUCAUUCUAUAAAUGUGACUUUUAUAACCUAUUCCUCUUCCUCUCGGUUCCUGCUAUUCUCUGACCUCUGUUUUAUUUUCUAUUAUUUAAUUUAUACUCUACUCUUAUCUAUUCUGCUUCUCAUUUUACAGCACGUUACUUUUUUCAGUCUUGUCAUAUGUUUCUUUUUUAUCUUCCUCCUUCUUUUUGCCUUAUACUAUAAAACUCGUAUUUUCCACAUUUUUUUUUCGUAUUUUUCUAAGAUACACGUCAUUCAUAUUUAUUCUGCCUCUUCAUAUCAUAUCCUCAUCUUACCUUCUCCAUCACUCAUUCACGUCAUGCAACUUCUAUUCCUGUUCAUCUCUUCUCUCAUUGUCUCUCACUUUCCCAUCUUCUCAUAAUCAUCCUCGGUCUUUAUCACUUGUUCCAAUUCAUUAAUCAUUUUUAGUUUAUUCUCCCUUCAUCCAUAACCAUCUUGAAUCCAUCCUCGUCCUUUUAUACCACUCGUCCCAAUUCAUUAAUCAUUUUUAGUUUAUUUCACCUUCAUUCACAACCGUUUUGAAUUCAUCCUCGUUCCUUUUUAUCAUUCGUUCCAUCUCUUCGUUAAUUCCUAUACCGUUGUUCAUCCUGUCCAUCCUUCCUUUCCAUUACGUUGUCACUCUGUUCCACUAUUUGUAAACACUUGUCAUCUUUCGUUAUUUGGUUGUUGUACAGUGUCAUCGUGUCAUCAUUGGUCUCGUCGUCUUCCAAGUCAUUUUUUUCUAUCCCAUGUAUUCUGUGUUGAUAUUUUUGUUUCUGGAUCCAUGCAGCGCUAUAUGACCUCGUGUUGUGGCGCCUUAAUUCCUUCAAUACUGGGACGCAUUUUUAUCUUGUGUUUUUGGGUAUGAUUAAACGAUUUUUGCUUACAUUAGAAGGGUCUACGGCAGUCAGAAGAUUAAGCAGCAGAAUCUUCACCAUUUUAAUACCCACAUAAGGUUUUGAAGCUGUAGAAAAUCUCCAAAAAAUAAGGAAAUUAAUAUGAAAACGCGUCAUGGUACUGAAGGUGUUAAAACAAUCAGUCAGUCAGUCAGUCAGUCAGCCAGUCGGUUAGUCAUUCAGUCUUGGAUCCUGUAAGAGUAUUAGAGCGUAUUUCUCGUAAGACAACAAUAACAACACAAAUAAAUACAGUCUUCCAUUCCAUUUGUAUAGCGUUCGUUGUUGUAACUACUCAAAUCACUGUAUGUAGUUUAUAUGUAUUUUCCCCCACUGAUGUAUGAAGAGAUGUAAAGUUUUCGUGUUCUAACCAUUCAGUACGUAGGUCAGUCGGUGUUCCUUGUUAUAGCCUGUAGUAGUUACGCCCCUCGUCACUCAGUCACUUUGUACCUUCCGUGCCAUCUGUUGGACGUGUAGAGUCAUGUUCAGAAGUCAAUUAACCUGCUGUAUUUACUUUACUUUACUUAGGUCUGUAUUUUGAAACGCUUUGCUCUCUCACCAUCACUGCUUUCCAAAGGGUCUAGUUGAAGAUACUCGUGUUUUUAUCCUCUUCAGUACUGGGAAGCAUUUUUAUCUUGAGUUUUGGGUGUUUAGACGAUUUUAUUUACAUUAGGAGUGGUCUAUGGAGGUCAAAAAUUAAUGGCCACAGUCGUCACUAUUUAAAUCCCCCACGUAAGUUUCUGAAGCUGUGUAAAAUCACCAAAUAGUAAGCAGAAUAAAUAUGAAAACAUGUCCUGGUACUAAAGAGAUUAAGAGUAUUUAUAGGAUUCUGAUUUUUAGUGUAUUUAAAGAAGAAACUGUCUUGAAAACCCGGUUAGUCGUCUCUGUGGCCUUGAGAAAGCGUCGUGGUGAGAAAGUGAGCGGUUUCUAAGUACGAUUGUUAGUGUCUUUCCUCAGUUCCUCAGUCUUACGUCCUCUGAUCUACUUGAGCAAAAUAUUCAGACACUAUAACUUCAUAUGUUGAGUAGACGAAGUUACCGAGAAUUUUUAUAUGAAUUUAUCCUCUUUAUGUAGAAGAGACGCAGAUCAAGGACACUAAUAAAAAUGGAAGUGAAAAAAAAAAGUCCACUGAAAGAGCGUGUUUUCAAAGAUGCGAGUCCUCAAACAGAUCCAGAAUUACAUUGAAAAGUGACUUGAUUAUUCUACUGAUAUUUCAAUAAGUAUUCUGCACCACCAAUCAAAACAAGCACAUGGGAAGCUUACUAAUCAAUUAUCACCUCUGAAAAAAAAUAUGAGGAUAAACAAACAACGGAGAUACCAAUUUCUAAAGAGAACAGUCCGAAAGUAGUCUCAAAAUUACAGUGAGAAUACUUUUUAAUUAUUCUCGUCACAUUUCAACAAGAAUUCUGGAUCAUCAAUCAAAGAAACCACACAUGAAAAAUUGAAUCACCUUCAUGGGCUGUGAAAAUAGUCCUCAUUAGACCCACACGAUCGCCAAAGGAACCGUACCGAUGCAGAAAUUACCAAGACUCCACUUCAAGGUUAAGGGGAGACAUUCAGGCCAGCGGAAGAAAAUCUAGCUGGUUUACUGAGUUUUAUACAUGACUCUACCUUUCCCUCCUGUCAUCCUGUAGUCACUCACUGUCAUACUGUCAUCUGUAAGUAUCCGUCGCCUCAUUGUGUUACCUGCAGUCGUCGCCCUACAAUCGUCUGUCAUUCUGUUGUUAGUUGUUUUGCUAGUAAAGGUGAAGAAAUGUU
This is a messenger RNA of Portunus trituberculatus (swimming crab), 5399 nucleotides long. RefSeq names its product polypeptide N-acetylgalactosaminyltransferase 14-like. Bases 240 to 1892 code for a protein of 550 amino acids. Gene Ontology annotation, cellular component: Golgi apparatus. Lineage: Eukaryota; Metazoa; Arthropoda; Malacostraca; Decapoda; Portunidae. The transcript is spliced from 15 exons. The record is from RefSeq and is a predicted model, not a curated record.